GCGGAGGAGGAAGCCGGUGGGUCGGUCGGACAGACGGACGCGCGGGCAGGGAGCGGCCGGGGGAAGGUGCCCACAGGAGCUCGCUCUGAGCAGCCCCAGCGGAAGCGCUCCGGGGGUGCCUCAGGUUUGGCUGUUGUAUACUGGUUCAAGGCAAACUAUUUGUUACAAGAUGCAGCAUUUCACACACAAACUGGAACUAUUUCCUGACUGUAGUGUGACUCUUGUUUUGUUUAAUGAUGUCAAAAAUGCUGCUGCUCUAAGAAAAAAAGCAAUGGAAGGAUCUAUUGAUGGAGCAUUAAUAAAUCCUGCAAUGAUUGUUGAUCCAUUUCAGAUACUUGUGGCAACAAACAAAGCAGUUCACUUACACAAGAUUGGUAAAAUGAAGACUAGAACUCUUUAUGCAGAAAUCAUUUUCAACCUUUCCCCAAAUAACAAUAUUUCAGAUGCAUUGAAAAAGUUUGGUAUUUCAGACACUGACUUUGCAGUGCUCAUUGUUCUCAUUGAAGACAAAGAAAAAACUGUAAAUCUGGAAGGCAUAAUAUCUCAAGUGGAAGGCCAGCAGGUUUCUCUGGAAGAACUCCACAAAAUAACAGACAUAGCAAAAGUUAAAAAGAUGUACAAACUUACUCCACAGGAAGAAAAAAUUGGCACAUUGCUGGAUGGCAUCAUUUGCAGAAUGUCAACAAAAGAUAUUUCAUGAAAACAUCCAAAUAAAAAAUCCACUUUAAAGCUGCAGGAACAGCUAUUGCAACCAUUAUUAAUUUUGGACUCUGUCUCACUACUGAAAACAUUGAAGCAAUAUUUUUUCUUCAGCUUCAUUCAACACCAGAAGUGCAUCACAUAAUGCAGUAUUGAACUGUUUAAAUUCUCACAGCUCGUAUGGAUUCUAACCAUUGUUUUAUUUACAAAUAUUUUUUAAAAUAAUGUUUCCCAAUAUCUUUAACAGGUCAUAAACAUAAGGUUUCAAAAUCUAUUACUAUGUACCUUUGUUGUAAAGUGUUUUAAGAUAAUCAGAUGUGCCACUAACUAUGCAAACUAUUUUUAUUAUUCCAGGGCCUGUGAUUACUUUGUUUGCAUUGGCACAGAGAAUAAAGGAUGAUACAAAGAUAUUUUUAGCUACUUAGUGUUUAUGUAUGUAUCAUACUUGUCUGGCCAUCAUGUACUAGGAGAGCUUAUACAAAUGGUCUCUUGUGAUUUCCUAACACUUAUAAUCAAAAACACAUAGAAAGUGGGUCUCUGUCCCAAAGAGCUUACAAUUCCAAUGAGAGAUUUAAUAAAUGAGGAUAACACAUAUAUUAUGGAACGGGGCGCAGUGGGGAAGAAGAUGGUCUAUAGACGUGU
Pelodiscus sinensis (Chinese soft-shelled turtle) is the source of this 1341-nucleotide messenger RNA. It is a transcript of the gene TPRKB, whose product is annotated as TP53RK binding protein. Lineage: Eukaryota; Metazoa; Chordata; Testudines; Trionychidae. The record is from RefSeq and is a predicted model, not a curated record. Gene Ontology annotation, cellular component: EKC/KEOPS complex; cytosol; nucleus. Gene Ontology annotation, biological process: tRNA threonylcarbamoyladenosine modification.